CACUGUCUGGGCCACACCCUGUUCUGGAGCUUUCCACACAUCACCUGGGUGUAUUUAAGCUUCACUGGUUGCACUAGUUCUCUGCCAGAUCGUUGCACCUUGUGCCUGUAUUCUGUGUUUUCUAGUCCUGCUUCCAUGUUGUGUUUUAACCACCUGCCUGUUUAUCCGACCACACCUAACGCCUGAUGAUUCUGAUUUGUUUACUGAUUUUGAACUGCCUUUCUGUGUACCGGACCCCACUGAUUCAUUCAGUAGACGAUCUUAAAAACCAGAGCUGUGUUGUUGAGUCCAACAUUUGUGUCCAGAUGUCCAACAAAGCUGAUGAUUGUUAGAUUUUUACUAUCUUGUUCAUGAAAUGUGUGCGUGAUUAGGCCCCAUCAUGUGGGUGUAACCUCCAGAGGAGGAAGCCUAAUUUCAGCACUUUAAUUGCAACAUUCCUCUCAGACAAGUCACAAGUGGAUGUAAACACUGAGUGACCCUCUGCCGGUCUGGCUUCCUGCAAAACCAGAUUAUGAUUCAGAUUUGAAGCAGUGUGGAAACAUGGGGGUCCUGGGGUCUGGCGGGCCGAUUUUAAUGCUGCUGUGGAUGUGGAUCUGUCAUGCACAACACCAGGCAGAGGAGGUGGAGCUGUUCCAUUCUACGAAAGAGACCGAACUAGGAUGGAAACCUGACCCACGCAAAGCUUGGACUGAAGUGAAGCUGAGAGUUGGUACAGAGAAUCGGGUUCCUGUGCUCCAGGCUUGCGCGGGCACAAAAGCAACACUUUUAAGCAAAUGGAUGGAGCGUAACGAAGCCCACUGGCUUUUGAUGGACAUCGCAUUUGCCCAAGAAGAGGAGCCGUACGGACUAAUCAGCCCACUGCAGGUUUACCUUUCCAACUCUGACACACCUGUCACCAGGUUUGCAAACAGCUGGACUGGACUUCACCUGCAGACGUCCCAGCUGCUUCCUGUUGCGUUCAGAUUGCACCAAAUAUCGAGUUACCUGACCCACAGGCGGGAACUGAACUUGGGCGCUGUCACUCAGAGGGGCUUCCAGCUCGGAUUCUCCUAUUCGGGACCUUGUGUACUGAUAACAUCCAUCAGACUGUACUACAGGAAGUGCCCUGACCUGCUUUCUGACCUGACCUGGUUCAAAGGGAUUGCGGCAGGAUCAGGACCCCAGGUGGGUUCCUGUGUGGAGGGAGCUGUGGAGGUUUCUCACGUUGUUCGGGAGUGCUCUGUGGAUGGAAUGUGGGGUCCAUUGCAGGGGGCGUGUGUCUGCCAAGCUGGACACCAUGUGGUAGGCGACACCUGUCAAGCGUGCAGCGUGAACUUCUACAAACCGGCCAAUGAGAGUGGAGGAUGCCGCCCGUGCCCACCAAACAAAAGGACUCACAGAGAGGGAUCAGAGAGCUGCCACUGUCUGCCGGGCUACAGCAGCCUGCCAGAUGACCCGCCUGAGCACGGCUGCUCCAAGCCGCCCUCUGCUCCGGUCAAUCUAACCAUUCACCAUCACAAUGACUCGAUGCUGAUGCUGACUCUGACGUGGGAUCCUCCUCUGGACUGGGGGAGCCGACCCGAAGUGAUGUACAGUGUCUCAUGUUCGGAGAAGAAGGACGAGGCUGGCGGCGUCUGGGAACCGUGUGGAGACAACGUAGUUUUCCUGCCAAACUCGACCAAGCUGAGCGACACGUCAGUCACUAUCACAGGUCUGAACCCCCAGUGCCACCACAAACUGUCCGUGUAUGCCUGGAAUUCCAUAUCCUACCAGCAGAAGGCUCCUUCACCCAGUGCCACCGUUACCAUCCACAGAUGGAAAGUACCUGUGGUGAUCCCUGUGACUCCAGUCUUGAACAUCUCAGAGGUGGAGAUAACGCCUUCAACUCCGUUCCUGGGUCAUUCCUCCGUGUGGCUGAUGGGUGCUGUUGUGUUUGGCAGUUUGUUGCUAAUUGGUGUACUCCCCAUUGUGUUGUGUUUGCUACGCCACCCCUACGUUAAAUUCAGGUCUGAUCAGGAAGUUGAGCUUUUGCCAUUGAACACUGUCAUUUCUUACCGACGACAACAGGAGGAAGAGCCUGAACCGCAACAGGCUCAAAUGGUAGAAGGUGCAUUGCAGUUGUUGGAGGACUUCAGUGACAUGCUGCUGGUCAGCCUCAAGGACGUCCUGGUGGAACGAAACAAGCUGACGCUGGGCAAGGAGCUGGGGAAAGGAGAAUUUGGCUCAGUGUAUGAAGGUGUCUUCACACCAGAGGAAGGUGUGGACUUAAAGGUUGCUGUGAAGACAAUGAGAGUUGGGAUCCACAAUCAGGAAGACUUGCAUGAGUUUUUGAAAGAGGCAGAGAUGAUGAAGAACUUUAACCAUGAUAAUGUGGUCAGACUAGUUGGGGUCACUCUACAGAAGGAGCAGGACAGUCCUCUACCUGUUCCUUUGGUCAUCCUGCCCUUCAUGAAGCACGGAGACCUGCGACGCUUCCUCAUUGCUACACGUUACGGGGACGUUCCCAUGUUUGUGCCACACCAGAGUCUACUGCGUUUCAUGAUUGACAUCUCAACAGGGAUGGACUAUCUGAGCUCACGGGGUUUUCUGCACAGGGACCUGGCUGCACGUAACUGCAUGUUGGGCGAUGACCUAAGAGUGUGUGUGGCUGAUUUUGGUCUCUCUAAGAAAAUCUACAGCAGCAAUUAUUAUCGUCAGAAAGUAGCUAUCCGGGUCCCCGUCAAGUGGAUGGCCAUAGAGAGCCUGUCCGAGUCGCUCUACACCACCAAAAGUGAUGUGUGGUCUUUUGGGGUAACCAUGUGGGAGAUCGUGUCCAGAGGAAGGACUCCGUACCCUGGAGUCCACAACCACGAGCUGCUGGACCUGCUUUUGUCUGGGUACAGACUCAAACUACCUGAGGACUGUGACCUCAAACUCUAUGAAGUCAUGCACACCUGCUGGGAUCAGGACCCAAACCAGAGGCCUGGUUUCAGGGAACUGGGCGAGAUGUUGAAAGCUCUUCUGUCAGAGCUGCCGGUGCUGGAUGCCAGCCAGGAAGCCUGCUACAUCAACCAGGGCCUGGAGGCCGCCGCUGCCUCUGAGGAGCCACACACAGACUCAGACGAGGGACGAUGCGCGAAUGUCUACCUGCCUGCUCCUGUGGGUGCAGCUGUAACCACCAGGGUGACAGAAGAAGAAUACCUUCACUUUAUUCAUGACUCGGCAAUAAAGGGGGAAGAUGUUUCUUAAAAUUCAUUAUAACAGUUACAAAGCAGGUACUUUCCAGUCACUACAUCUGUGAAAGAACAACAGAAGGAAGGGCAUUGUUUGGGUACCAGCUCCCACAAUACCCUCGUUGACUAAGACCAUUUAACAUGUUUUGACUCAAGACCUGUACCCACUCCACAGUCAAGUCCCCAAAGAGGUUUUCCUUCUCUCCUCUGAAACUAUAACAGUUUUGAUUUCCUUUGAAUGACUGAGGCUAUGGGUUUCAGAUGGUUGGUUCAUAUAUCUCAGCCACUGUUGGUGUAUCUAGUCUAAAAAAAAA
Thalassophryne amazonica is the source of this 3505-nucleotide messenger RNA. RefSeq names its product tyrosine-protein kinase Mer. The transcript has 15 exons. The coding region runs from base 541 to 3207 and encodes 888 amino acids. Gene Ontology annotation, molecular function: protein binding; ephrin receptor activity; ATP binding. Gene Ontology annotation, biological process: multicellular organism development; protein phosphorylation; positive regulation of kinase activity. The record is from RefSeq and is a predicted model, not a curated record. Gene Ontology annotation, cellular component: signaling receptor complex; plasma membrane. NCBI's taxonomy places the organism in Eukaryota, Metazoa, Chordata, Actinopteri, Batrachoidiformes, Batrachoididae.